AUGUCAAGUAAAGAUACAAUACAACAAUGCCUAGAACAACUAUCAGCACAAUAUUCAUCAUUAUUUAAUGAGAUUGGUGUAAUGGGAAAUGCCCCCGAUAUAGAUACUAUGUUUAAACCUAAUCUUUUUCACUCCUAUUCAACAUGUAAUCUAGAUGAAAAGGUUAAUAAUCUACAAAGAACAUUAGAGGCAAUGAAAUUAACGUUUCAUCAAUACGCUCAAUGGCAAACUGAUCCUCUUUAUUUAAAAGUUAUUAAUAAUCAAAAGUUUGUAGUAAUAACAUCAAACAAGGUAAAACAAAUUACAAAAUCAAUAUCAGAUAGUACAUUAUUUGGAAAGAUGUAUCUUGAUGUAUUGUCAAGUUAUCAACAACAAGUUAGUAAUACCACUGCAAACCAUGUAUCACAUGCAAAGAAGAAAUUGAGUUUGUUGGCUAGUAAACUACACGAUUUUAUCACUGAUCUCGAUUUAAAAUAUGGUACCUAUUCAGAUUUGGAAGAUCUAAGUUCACUUCAUAAAGUUGAUCCAAGUGAAAUGAAACCUGAAACUGUACAUAGUUGUAGUAUAUCUUCUGCUACUUUUUUACUUGAUAUAUUUAUAAAUGGUGAUGGAACAAUUAAUGAGGUUAAAUUAAUGCAUAUAUCAAUGAGUAGUGAAGAAAGUACAACUGCAUCACAAGAUGUAACCGAUGAUUUGACAAAAUCACUUAAAACAAAGGAAAAGGAUUUUGAAUUAAAGGUUAGAAGAAUUUGUAACCAAGAUUUACUAUUUAGAAAGUAUAAGAACUUUGAUCUUCAAAAAUCAGUUUCAAUACUUCAAGAUGAUUUUCAAUCAAUUAAUAAUUUAAUCAAAGAUAGAGAAGAUAUAUUUAAUAGUUAUGGAAAGAUUACAAAUGAUUAUUGUGGUAUAAAAUUUAUUUAUUAUCAAACUAUACAACAAAAAAUGAUGGAUGAAAUUGGGUUUGUUGCCUGUUUGGAAUUGGAGGAAGGAAUGAAUCCUGUUAAACUACCAUUGAUAUCAUUAUUUAGUGGUGAAAAUUCAAUUGAUGGUACUUAUUUUUUAAAUGCUCAACAAUUAUUACAAGAUCAACAACAAGAAUCAAAUAAUAAUAAUAAUAAUAAUAAUAAUAAUAAUAUAUUACCAACAACAACAACAACAACAAUUGAAUCUGGUGGUGAUUCAAUCAUGGCUGAAUUAAAUCCUCCAACUACUUCUACUUCUACAACUACUACUUCUACAUCACCAACAUUUAUAUUAUCACCAAUUAGAUUAGUUUUAAAAUUAGAACCCUGUAUUCAUAUUACAUAUGAUGGAUUAUGUAAAAUUUUAUCAAUAUUGGAACGUGAAAAGGAUAUUGUAGAUUAUACAGGACAGGUUGUUGGAAACUCAAAUCUUGCUAAAAAUCAUCUAUUGUACAUUGAAAAUCAAAUCAUUGGAUCAAAGGAUCGUGAUAAAUCAAUCCUUCAACAACAAUUUGACAAUCAAGUGUUGGGGGUUGCCCAACGCUAUUUCUACACCAACGAACAGUUCCACGUUGGUUAUGAAAUCUCUCGUAUUCCAAUUGGUUAUCCCAACCAAAUAUUCCCAAUCUUUCAGAUUCUAAGACAACAAAUUGUAUUUAAUCUAUUAUUCAAGAGUUGUUUUACCAUUCAACCACAAUUACAAAAUGAUCCUUCAUCUCCUGUUCAAGUUAAUGGUAGUAAUGGUCAAGAUACAACUAAUACUGCUGCUGCUAAUAUACCAGUAUUUGAAAUUCAAUGUGAACCAGCUCAAUCAAUUUAUAUUACCUUUUUACAUCCAACUUGUAAACAAUUUAGAUCAAUAUCAAUCAAUAUUGCUUCAGGUGGACACAUCAAUGCAACUAUUGAUGACAACUCACUUUGUUCAAAUGAAUAUUUAACCAAUAUUCUAUCAACUUCAAAAUCAAUUCCUCUAACUUUAUAUUAUAUUUUUAAUCAUCAAAAUUAA
Cavenderia fasciculata is the source of this 1968-nucleotide messenger RNA. RefSeq names its product putative mediator complex subunit 1 (gene med1). The record is from RefSeq and is a predicted model, not a curated record. Gene Ontology annotation, cellular component: mediator complex. Gene Ontology annotation, molecular function: transcription coregulator activity. The transcript has 5 exons. Bases 1 to 1968 code for a protein of 655 amino acids. Gene Ontology annotation, biological process: regulation of transcription by RNA polymerase II. NCBI's taxonomy places the organism in Eukaryota, Evosea, Eumycetozoa, Acytosteliales, Cavenderiaceae.